CAUCCAAAGAUUACGGCUUCUGUUGAGGCUUAUGGGCAUGAAAUGCCCUACCACUUGAUGUAUGAGAACCUAAUUCUAGUAGCUGGUGGGAUUGGAAUUUCCCCAUUCCUUGCUAUCUUGACUGAUAUUCUCCACCGAAUUAGUGAAGGGAAACCUUGUCUGCCAAGAAAAGUCUUGAUAGUUUGGGCCAUCAAAAGAUCAGAUGAGCUUCCUCUUCUUUCAACUGUUGACAUGGAGUCCAUUUGCCCAUCUUUCCCUGAGAAGUUAAAUCUUGAGAUUGAUAUUUAUGUUACUCGGGAAUCAGAACCACAAUUGGAGGAGGGCGUAGUCGGCAAGCAAAUGACUACUUCUAUCUGUCCUGUUACCAAAGGUUGUGAUAUGUCGGUGUUGGUUGGUACAGGAGAUAACAUAUGGUCUGGUUUAUAUGUUAUCUCGAGUACAGCAGGCCUUUUUAUUCUAUCAGGUCUGCUAGAUAUGCUUUACCUAAAGCCGUAUAGCAUAACUUCUUGGUGGUACAGAGGGCUUCUUUUCACAGGGUGCAUGGUUGUAAGCGUUCUUGUGUUCGGAGGUGUUGUGAUUGGUCUAUGGCAUCUAUUGGGUCAAAGAAUUCCGCAUGACCAGGACGAGAAGAUGAAGGUUCAUGAAGCACAUAAUAACGAAACUGAUGGAGCUAACAAGGAUUCACUUCAGAAGACUCUGACGCAUUUAAGCGAAAUUCACUAUGGUUCAAGACCAGACUUCAAAGAAAUAUUUGGAGGGAUACAUGGGAAAUGGGGAGGAGUUGAUGUGGGGGUGAUAGUAGAAUGGUCAAUUUAG
Molecule: messenger RNA, 816 nt
Organism: Carica papaya (papaya)
Lineage: Eukaryota; Viridiplantae; Streptophyta; Magnoliopsida; Brassicales; Caricaceae
Source: RefSeq, a predicted model, not a curated record